GCGGUUAGCGGAUGCGAUGUAAAUGAAAGAAAAAUGUGGGAAUAAUAAAUUAGCGAUUUUCAAAUGUAACCGGUUACAAUUCACAUGCAAAUGAAAAGUUAAUUGAAUUAAUUCCAAGUGAAACGCGCCAAAAGAAUACAAGAAACUAAUUUGAGUGCUGGGUGGAAGGAAAAUGGCGCAACCGCCGCCGGAUCAAAAUUUUUACCAUCACACUUUGCCGCAUCCGCACCCACACACACACCCACACCCGCACCCUCAUCCACAUCCGCACUCUCACUCACAUUCGCAGCAUCCACAGCUGCAGUUGCCGCCACAGUUUCGCAAUCCAUUCGACUUACUGUUCGAUGAACGCACGGGCGCCAUCAACUACAACUACAUACGUCCCUAUCUGCCAAAUCAAAUGACCAAGCCAGAUGAGUUGUCCGACUCGUUGGUUAUGCGACGACCUCGUCGAACUCGCACUACAUUCACCAGCUCGCAGAUAGCCGAGCUGGAACAACACUUUCUGCAGGGACGCUACCUAACCGCCCCCCGUCUGGCAGAUUUGUCGGCCAAGCUGGCGUUGGGCACAGCCCAAGUGAAAAUUUGGUUCAAGAAUCGCCGACGUCGUCAUAAGAUCCAAUCGGACCAGCACAAGGAUCAGUCCUACGAUGGCAUGCCGCUGUCCCCAUCCAUGCCCAAUGUGCCACAAAAAGGGGUCGAUCCGGAUCCACCUAGUCUGCAGGCAUUAACCCUGAGUGGUGGCGCUGCUACUCCCAAUGCUCUAACGCCGUCGCCCACGCCGUCGACACCUACAGCGCAGCUCGUUGAACAUUACGGCGAGUCCUUUGGCGCCUAUUACAACUACAACCAGCAACAGCAGCAGCGACAUGUGGUGCAGUUGCACGGCGGACAGCAUACCGGCCAGUAUGGAGUCUCUUCAGCGUCAAGUGCAACUGCUCAAUUCUUUCAGCACGGCAAUCUUCAUACACAGCAGCAGCAGCUCCAUCAGCAUCCCCAGCAACUGCACCAUCAUCACGUGAUUGCCCAACAACAGCAACAACAACAUCAGCAGCAACAACAACAGCAACAGCAGCAGCAACAACAGCAGCACCAGCAACAACAAUAUCACCAUUUCGAUUUUCAGCAGAAAUCAGGAAAUGCCUGUCGAGUGCCCUUGAUCAAGUGCGAGGACGAGGAAGAGUACAACUACAAUGGAUCAUAUUAUAUGCGAACGACACAAACGGCGGCGCUGGCUCUGUCCGGCAGUAGCAGCAGCGGCAGCGGCAGCGGUAGUGGUAGCAUGCCGGCCGUCGAGUCGGGCGUGACGUCUGCUAUGUCGCCCGGCUCCGAGGUCUACGAGCCAUUAACACCAAAGAAUGAUGAAAGUCACAGUUUGUGUGGCGUUGGUCCGGCUGGCGGCGGCGUCAGCGUUGGCGGCCCAUCUGCCAUACCUGUCGGCGCCGCCGAUGUCAAUGACGACAUGGACAAUGGACCAAAUAAGAAGACGACGACGCUACAAAAUUUGGAGCCACUCAAGACCACCAGUAAUGUGGUCGCAGACAAAUCCUGUGACAAUGGCAGCGACGUCCUGGCCGCCGGACUACUCACUGUGGCGCGCAACAGUCUGAUCGGGUGUGGCAGCAACGGCAGCAGCGCCUUUGGCAAAUUUGGCAAACUAACUGCUCCACUGGCUACGCAGACGCCGCCGCCUCCGAAUGCUGCAUUGGAGGCCAUGCAUGAGGCAAAUCAAUAUCAAUGCACGAUGGAUACGAUAAUGCAAGCGUAUAAUCCACAUCGUAAUGCUGGAGGCAACACGCAGUUCGCCUACUGCUUCAAUUAGGAGCAAACCCAAUAAUAGCAUCUAGAAUAAUAUAUUAUACAAAUUGUAAAAACACAAAUUUGAAUGUUUGUGGUGUUUCUAUAGCUUUAGAGGAUACACGUUAAUUCCUGAUUGUACAAAGACUUACUGAUUUGUAGAUAAUUGUAGUAUUUUUAAGCUAACUAAUAUUGGUUUAAUUGCAUUUAGCUUAGUUAAGUUAUAGCUGUUAAUGCAUCUUCAAUUUGUCAAUACUUUCUUGGAAGCGUCCUUUGCAAAAUGUUCAUUCAUCUCGUGUUCGUCUGGCAGGGCCUUUCCAAAAGCCCAGCAAUGCCCACCCAGAUCUACUUGAGAUAAUAUGGGCUUAAUUGAAGGUUUUGCAGAUGAAGCUUCCACAAAAAAUUUGCAAGUAGAGUUCGAACUCAUUUUAUAGCUUUGAUCAAGUGGCAUGGCUAACAAAAACUGUACUGAUCUAAAUGAAAAAUGUUUCUCUUGCUGAUAAUCGCAGGGCCGUCUGUAAUAAUUCUUCCUGCUAUUAUCAUCCAAAGAUCGAACGUUUAAACAAUAAUCAUUCAUCAGAAUAUUUUCAAAUCCCACUAUGCCACAGUUUUCAUGUGACAAUCAAACAUUCUACACGUGAGAAUUGUUAAAAAAUUGUU
Drosophila navojoa is the source of this 2457-nucleotide messenger RNA. It is a transcript of the gene bcd, whose product is annotated as bicoid. The record is from RefSeq and is a predicted model, not a curated record. Gene Ontology annotation, cellular component: nucleus. NCBI's taxonomy places the organism in Eukaryota, Metazoa, Arthropoda, Insecta, Diptera, Drosophilidae. Gene Ontology annotation, molecular function: RNA polymerase II cis-regulatory region sequence-specific DNA binding; DNA-binding transcription factor activity, RNA polymerase II-specific. Gene Ontology annotation, biological process: regulation of transcription by RNA polymerase II.